Molecule: messenger RNA, 1813 nt
Organism: Homarus americanus (American lobster)
Lineage: Eukaryota; Metazoa; Arthropoda; Malacostraca; Decapoda; Nephropidae
Gene: Dhdds
Product: dehydrodolichyl diphosphate synthase complex subunit DHDDS-like
Exons: 2
Coding region: 353-1330 (325 amino acids)
Biological process (GO): polyprenol biosynthetic process
Cellular component (GO): dehydrodolichyl diphosphate synthase complex; endoplasmic reticulum
Molecular function (GO): ditrans,polycis-polyprenyl diphosphate synthase [(2E,6E)-farnesyl diphosphate specific] activity
Source: RefSeq, a predicted model, not a curated record
UGAUUAGGUUAGGUUAGAUAGAACGAUGCACUAAUAUAAGAAGACCAUGUGUUUUGUCUUUCAUCACCCCGUUCAUUAAUACUUCCUGACAUCCACAACCUUGUUCUUUCCAAACCGUGCAGGACAUGUUUUGGUGCAAUAUAAAACAGUAUGGGCUGAAUCACUGGUAUCAUGUUAAUUUACCUUUGCUUCGUUAUAAAGAAAAGAAAUGUAGCCUGUACUGUGUUCAGCUAGUUUGGGGCUACUUUAUAAGGAAACCACAGUAUUAUUUGGUAAUUCGUCGGAUCGUGACUGUCAGCUGAUUUUCAUUGAAAAUGAGUUUAAAAAUACAAUGUAGAGGUUUCACUGCAAGAUGACUUGGAUUGUUGAACAGGACCGUACUUGGGCAGAAUGGGCUGCCCUGAGGGUUUUACGAGUGGGACCAGUACCCAACCAUCUGGCCAUUAUAAUGGAUGGUAACCGCAGAUUUGCUAGAAAGGAGCACAAGGACACUCUUGCUGGUCAUACACAAGGAUUUCAUAAGCUGACAGAGGUGUUAUGUUGGUGUCGAGAUCUGGGAAUCAAUGAGGUCACAGCUUAUGCCUUCAGCAUAGAAAAUUUUAAACGGUCAAAACAGGAGGUUGAUGGAUUGAUGGAUCUUGCUGCUGAAAAAUUUGCAAAAUUGCUUGAAGAAAAGGAGAAGUUAGCCAAGCAUGGAGUUUGCAUCAGAGUGAUUGGUGAUCUAGACCUUCUUCCUCCACGCAUCAGAAAACUUACAGCAGAGGCCAUACUGGCCACAAGACUUAAUACAAAAUGUUUCCUCAACCUAGCUCUUGCGUACACUUCACGGGAAGAAAUAACCUCUGCCAUGAAUCAGCUUUCACAAGGAGUAGACAAAGGAGAACUUCUGACCAGUGAUAUUUGUGAAGAAUUAUUAGAGAAGUGCCUGCACACUCGAGGUUCACGAGAUCCAGACCUGCUGGUGCGCACCUCUGGAGAGGUCCGUCUGUCUGAUUUCUUGUUGUGGCAGAGUGGUUUUUCCUGCUUAUUCUUCACAAAAGUUCUAUGGCCAGAAUUUACCAUCUGGCAUCUUUUUGGGGCAGUGUUCUAUUACCAAAGACACUACCACACUCUCACUGCUGCACGACAAGAGAGUCUAGCAUUAAGGCAAUGUAUUGUGGAGGAGAGUGACAUUGAGAACUGUCAUGUAAAAUUUGGCGAAAAGGUUUCACAAGAACACAUUUCUGCUUAUACAUCUGCAAGGCAGGAACGAGUUCAGAAUUUCCUCUCAAAUUUACAUAAAAUAAGAAUUGAUAACUUGCAACAAAUAAGUAAUGAAGGAGAAGAUUAAAAUUGGAAGUUAAAUUUAUUGGGCUGCUAUGUGGAAUGUGAUGUUGCUGUACCAAUGUUUUAUCUACAUUUCUAUGAUGUUAAACAGGAUUAUUUAAGGGUAGACCUUGUUGAAUAUUUUACACUUAAUGAAUACAGUAUCUCUCCAAUUGAUUUACUGAUACUGAAGUUUUCCAAGUAAUUGAUGAGUUACACAAAACUAGUGCCUUGUAGAUAUAAGAAAAUGUAGUAUGAAGGAUUAUUGGCAAAACAAAAAAAAAUAUAUAUAUAUACUGUAAAGCUUUGCCAAAAUAUAUAGUAAACUACAUUAAUUGUAUAAUUUGUGAAAUUUUUAGCUCGCAGAUAGCCGAGGUUAAAGAUAUAAUUUUUUCCAACUGGACCAAAGUCAAGGUUUAUAGAAAAGGGUAAAAACUGUUACUAACAUUUAAUUGUGUGCAGUUAAAGUUUUGUUAUUGAUGAUGUUAAUAAAUAUUUAUGAUGGUGA